This is a messenger RNA of Mya arenaria, 2717 nucleotides long. RefSeq lists its product as uncharacterized. The coding region runs from base 125 to 1981 and encodes 618 amino acids. The transcript is spliced from 7 exons. Lineage: Eukaryota; Metazoa; Mollusca; Bivalvia; Myida; Myidae. The record is from RefSeq and is a predicted model, not a curated record.
AUCAUCUUGAAAAUUUCUCAGUUUAGUACCUUUAUAAGUAAUACUAGUGCGGUUACAUACGGGAAUAUUUUAAGAGUCAAUACCAAUUCUCAAACUAAGCAGAUCAUCUACCAUAGCAAUCAGAAUGGAUGAUGGCAGUCCCGUUAAUAUUCGGAGCUUACACUGCUUUGUUUUUCCAGCAUUCGACAUUGGCCAGUGUUGCAACAGUUAUGCCAGUUAUGCAUUCGGCAAACAAUAUGCCCGAAGGCCAUUGAAACGUUCUAAGUCAGAAGACAUAAUUAUACCAAGAGUGAAAAUACGUAAAGAUUUGUUAGAAAAUCAAAGGAAUAUUGAAGAGAGGAUUGCACAUUUAGAAAACUUGGAAAAGACCGCAUCCGCCAGAAACGACGUUUACGUGGAAUCAGAGGCAUCACAGUUUUUGUCAUACAGCUAUCUACAGAAGCGCGCAAAUGACAUUCUUACGUGGUGUCAAAAAGAGAUGAAUGCAAACAACGACAAUGAAUUAUGUCCUGAUAAGAUAUUAGUUGCCGCUAAGAGACCACACAGCGCUGUCCUCCAGAAGUUCAAAGCCCUAGAGCAGGUCGAAGAUUUUAAAUCCAACAUUGCUGUCUUUAUUGGGUCUGAUGAUGACUUAUUUGUUGAUUUUAGUUGUGAGCAUUUGCAAAGUGCAAUUAUUUGCAGAAUUCAGCCAACAGAUCGAACUAGCAGUGAUGAAAGAGAUAUCAAAAGAGAAACAUGGGGCUACUUGUGCCAAGCAAGCAAUUUGACGAAUGACAACAUCACAGCACAUAUCGAUAAUGUGCUUGAACGGGUUGUCCUAGAAAAACUUGCAAGAGCGGCAAAGGCACUACCCAAACAAAGAAAGAGUACGGAGGGAAUAAUAACCGAAGUUAAGAAGCUUUUUACUGUUACCAAAGUCCAAAUGCCGAAUUGGCUGAAGGAAUGGGAGCCGGACAGUGAAAGCGUAGCUGCCCGCAAUAAGCUUGAACAGAUUUCAGCGAAAGUUUUGUCUUUCCCUGAGGUUUUUGCCUGUGAUGUCUCAAACGAAUGCAUAACGGUCAUGAUUCGAAGAGAAAAUGCAUCACAAAUAGGAGACUUGAGGAAAAAGCUGAAUGUUUUCGGAUUAUUAAACGAAGAGUUCAACAUCCACGUUGCGGAGAUUAAACAAUUGGCAGAUGACAAAUUUAGGAGCGGGGACAGAAUACAGGUUCGUGGCUCAAAAAAAGGUGGGACACUUGGAUGUUUUGCAAAAUUAAAGAAGGAGACAGAUGAUCAGCCAAAAACCGUUGUUAUUACUGCUAGACACGUUGUCAAUGUCAAUGAUACGGAUAGUAAAGAACUCGAAGUCAACCAGGAAACACUCGGGAAAGUCAUGGAAAAUAAAGAAGAAGCUGAUGAGCGUGUUCUUGAUAUUGAAAUCGGAGAAGUAACAGCACCUCAAUCAAAAUGCGAUACGUACUUUCGUCGCGAAAAUGGAGAUAAGGGUUUUGCUGAGCUAUACGAACCUAGUCCUUCCGAACUUGUGAACCAACGAGUUCAUUUAUGGGGCGCGCGUACAUCUCCUGGGGCAGCAAAAUUAUCAAAUUUCAAGUUGUCGGCCUCAGAUGCUGGUGAAUACAUGUUCAUUGCAAUGUCGAACGACAAAAAUGUAUUGGCAAAAGAAGGAGAUAGUGGAGCGAUGGUACUGAUGGAACGCUAUCCAAAAGAUUCACCCAACAUGUAUGCUAUAGGUACGCUAGUGGGUGAAGUACACCACUAUCCAAUCGAUGACCGACCAACCGAAACAGGGAAGGAGAAAGUGCCUGAAAGUGAACAACCAAGCUCGUCAUUACUGGAAGGUCCGGAAGUAAAAGCCAGACCUAUGCAGGCGAUUGCAAACGAGAAAUUGUAUGCCGUCGUUCCUAUCAAAAAGGGAUUCGAUCAACUUUCCAAGAAGCAUCGUGGCAGUUUAACGCUUUUUACAAGCUCGGAUCAGCAAUAACUCCUCAAUUUGCGACAUAUUCCACUGAAUCUUUGAGAACGAACAUUUUUGUGAAAUAAAACAAAUUGAUUGAGGUGGUUGACUUCUACAAAUAUUACAAGAGACCAAUCAUGUUAACAGUGUUUUCUCAAAAAAGUCGAUCUAGUAUUCACGACUAGGUAGUUUAGUAUUACAUGUUUGACCAAAUUUUGUGUGAGUAAACGCGUUAAUAAGAAUUCUUUUUUAUUAAAAACUUUUUUACUGAUAUUAUUUUGUGCAUUGUUAGUCUAUACCAUUUAUGUUUUGAGUGUGCAUAUUUAAUGCUAAUCGGGUUAUCUUCAAUGUUGUUGUUUGCAUUCCAUGAACGUGGCUUUCUAAAGGCAGGUCAUUGUUUCUCGUACAUAAUGCAUUUAAAAUGUAUACAUAUAUAUUUCUAACAGUUUCCUUUUUUCAUCAUCAGCAAAUAAAAUGUCACAAGCAUAUCGAACCAAUUUACUUUAAUAUCUUUCCUGUAUACGCUCUAAAUUUUCACACUUAGAUUAAAAGGGGAAAUGUUUUAUGAAUCGGAAAAGUAGAAAUACUCGAACAGUGGAUUUAUAAAUGUAUGCAAGUCCUAAAUCUUAUUUUGUCUAACAUGUAUUAGCUAGUAUGUUACCGCACACGUACAUAUUAUUUUUAGUUGUCACAAUUGUGCACUUUUUGCCUCAUGGGUCUGGUAUUUUAUAGACAAAACUUGAAACUAAUAAACAUACCAAAA